Acanthopagrus latus (yellowfin seabream) is the source of this 3912-nucleotide messenger RNA. RefSeq names its product flocculation protein FLO11. The transcript is spliced from 2 exons. Lineage: Eukaryota; Metazoa; Chordata; Actinopteri; Spariformes; Sparidae. The record is from RefSeq and is a predicted model, not a curated record. Bases 983 to 2995 code for a protein of 670 amino acids.
ACACACACACACACACACACACACACACAGACAAACUGUUGCCUGGUUUGUCUCAGGUGAGUCAGGUGAGGGCGGAGCUUUGUCAGACCUCUGCUGAAUGCUGUUGGUUCACAUGUGACUCAGGGAGUGUUUCAGUCCAAAAUACUGAUUUAUUGCUGGAAAUAUAAUCUGAUACACUUGUUGAAGUUGUUGAAGGGGCUAAAGUCCAAUCAGAACCAGUGCCAGCACUGCCUGAAGUGUUCUCCCUUAUAUCAUUACUUAAGGUUUAUCUUUUUUUGAAACUUGUCAAGAGGAAAUUUUAACCUCAAACUGAAAAUUUUAAUUUAACACCAAUAUCUUCAUGUUCUGUUUAUUCAUUGUCCAGCCUCAAUCCAAAAACAAAUUACAAACUUUUAUUCAACAUAAAACGUAAAACAGGUGUUUCUGUUGACCAGUUGCAGUACUUAAGUAGUUAAAGUACUUUUAGUCUCUUAGUUUUGUUUUAUAUUCAUCAGCUGCUUCCAGCAGUCUGACAGCCCUCAUCAACGUCAACAUACAUGUAAUAUGACAGCUGACCUGAUCCUGGCUCAGAAUCAUGAUGCUCAUUAGCCACUCAUCCGCCCACCAUUGUUUCAUGCACGCACACACACACGCACACACACACACACACACACAUACACUCAGGUUAGAGAUUGGCAGGAGCUAAUGAGAUGACGGCUAAUCCUCAGAGCUGAAGGAAGAGUUCAGCGAUUGCCUUCUCUUUUACACACACGCACAUGCACAGGGAGGAAUCCUCAAAUUCACACUGAUGCCAACUUCACAUGACAUCGACGUGAAGACGUCCUGAAAACGGACGAGUGUGUGUUUGAGGGCAGCUGGAAACAAGAUGGGAGAUUUUCUUAAGAAGUGAGCGAGGAUGAGGAGGAGGGAGAGACGCCAUUAAGCACCACCGGCUCUGUGAAAGCAACACAAGGUGCAUUCUUUAUAGGUUCGUGCUGUUGCCAUGGCGAGGGCUGGGCGCCCUGCAUCCGAAAGCUACGUGCCAGUCUGUUAUUCAGGCAGUCAGUCGCUCUCGUUCUCCAGUGACGCUGGGACUGCAGGAACGGAGGAUGAGGAUGAUCGCGCACCCAUUUUCUCCCUCUCUAAGAGCUCCAUGGAUGUGGUCAUGGCGACAGGACUUCCGCACAAGCGGGACCCGGCCUGGACCAUAACGGACCUGAAACGCAGCUCCAGCACCAACACACCCUCUGAGCAGACCUCACUGUCACACAAGCCACUGCACCCUCACAUGUGGCAGCACCUCAAGCCCACCAAAGGUCACGAGUUGUCUCUUUCGGCCCAAAACAUAGAGGCGCACAAUCCUCCUGCUGCCGUCAGCGAGCGCAUUAUCAACAUGCAGCGCUGGAGCCAGUGCAGCGGCAGCACACACAGCCGCAGCAGCACUCCAGACACCAUUGUAUGGAAAGGUGGGACCUCACGCCCCUCGAGUCUAACCCAGGAAACCCCAUAUUCUCCUGCGCCAGAGUCUCCAGUGCCCACACCAACCACAAUUUCUCCCCUCAUCUCCCCCCUACAGACACCGACUUUACCACCAGAGGAUGUUUUAACAACUUCUUCUUCAUUUCUAAUCCUGAACACACAUCAGCGGAAUGACUUACUGGUGUCCUCCUCGCCCCUACCGUCCCCACUGCUGCCUCCCCUGCAGCCUCACACUUCCUCACCCUUGCCGUCUAACUCCCCCAGUCUCAAUCAGCGCACCAGCACAGACGACGAAGGCUUCCUAGAGAAUAACUUGCUUUCUUUUACAUUCCCUUCCCCGAUCCCAUCGUCUGUCAGCCUAGCAGAAGGAGGUGCUUCAUCAGAUCCUGGAAGCCUCGUUGAUGACGUGAUUGAAAAACUGCACAGUCCUGGAGGCAUGCAGUUAACGGAGAGUGAAGUCAGAAGUCCAGCACAAACGUCAAGCUGCCUGACGCUGAAUUCUCCAGCAAAGAGGCAAGAAUCAGGAGCGUCAGUUUGCUAUCUCGAGCUGCAAUGGCAGCUGGGACAAAGCUGUCCAACAGGCCGAAGUUGGAAGUCACCCCUUGUUUCUUCUCUGAGCGACUCUCAGCUGGGUGACUGCUGCAAGUGCAACUUAAACAUCAGCGGGGGCAUCAACAAGGUUGAGAUGUUAAGGGAGGAAGGGACAAUGACUUCACGGCUGGAGCUCGUAGAUGCAGCUGUGCAGACGAUCACUCCUGUUGGCUCCGUGUGGGGCCUCAGGAUGAACGCAUCCAACUCCAACAUGGGCUCCCACUCCAUCUUAGGCUCGCCGCCUGGAUCAAGACUGAACCUGAAGUCCUCAGUUGGCUCCAACUCUAACCUGGUGUCACCGUCCUCCAGCAUGUUCCCAGUGAGCAGUGGAGAAGAGGAGGAGAGGCGUGGAGAGACGUGGAACUCCCCACAAGAGCCGGACAGUAGGAGGUCAUGUCUGAAGAUCCACGGGGAGGACAGGGACGAGCUGGGGAGGAGGAGCAGCAUGAAGCAGGUGCAGUGGGACGAGGACGGGAUGACGUGGGACAUUCAUGGAGCAUCUUUGGACCCGGAGGUUCUGAGCACCGCCAUACUGAAGCAUCUGGAGGUCCAGAACAGCCCCCAACCGGUGAGACGUACUCUGAAGAAGAAGAAGGCACCGAAGCCUCCUGUCAUAUCAAACAUGGUGAAGGCCAUGACCCCUGACCUUAAUCCACCUGCCAUGAUCAUCACGUCGACUUGUGUAGCGGAGGCUGAGAGUAAGGAGACACCAGACGAGGGUGGGGAGAAGGAGGAGGAAGGCAAAAAGGAGGAAACAGUAGAAGCUGCUCGUAGAAUAAGCCGGGCAGAGGCAGACACCGCAAAAGAUGACGAGGUGUACGGCGAGGAAAUCACCAGCAGUCCUAAGACACCCUCACGAGAGAGUGCACACGGCCGCAAGAAGAGCGUGAUCAGGUCGUUUAGGAGGCCGGGAUGGUGUGGAGCCUCCAGGAAGGCAAAUGACUGAUACUGGAGACUAAUCUAAUGGCUGUGAGUCCAAAGUUUGCACAAAGACACGACUAACAAACUCUGAAUGGAGCUCGGAGAGAGAUUGGGAGCAGUUCUCACUUUCACAUAGGUAACUCAGGUCUUUGCAUUACAUGCAGCUUCCUCUGGAGCCACAAAAAGGCUUUAUAUUACUUUUUUUCCCCAUAUACUGUCUGCAGUAUUAAUCCUCAUGACUGAGGCUUUAUCUCCCUGGGUUUUGCCUUUCAGGCUACAUUUAGCUGCCCUAACUUGUUGAUUGUGGUUGUUAGAUUUAUUUUCUGUAACUUCACCGUGCCCCCCUCCCCACCACUUCUGAAAAAAAAACAUACUUGCUGUCUAGUGACUGGUAGAAGCAUUUUCUAGUGACGUCUUCAUGAAAGUUACAGGCAAUUUAGUUUAACAACAGCCUGAAUGUAACGCAUUCGUUCAUGUAGAUGUGCAGCAAAACCAAAUGUUGUCUUCGUGUCUCUGCUGCUCUGAAAAUGUUUGUUUUUAAAUUAAAAGGAAUUAAAAGUAUGAAAAGUAUUUCUAUGGGUCCAGCUUUUAAGUAUUUUUAUUCUAUGCUGUUUUGUAUUAGUGCAAAGCCAUCAAGGCACAUAUUCUUUAAAAAACAUAGGAUAACAUAAACCCACCUGUUUUAUAUGGAUACUGUAAACUGACAUUAUAGUCCAUAUUUAAAAUAUAUUUGAUCGAUUGGAUUCAGACGAUGACUUGUGCACAUUUGUUGUAAACUAACAUUCUUACAUAUUGCCCCAUUACAGCAGUGAAAUGUAGCUCCACCUCAGCAAACUACAGCUGCAAAACAUAAGUACAUCAGUAAUAUAACAAACAUGAUAUUCAUAAUAACAUCUCUGCAAAAUUUGUGAGAAAACAUAAUCUUCUCCUGCUAACAUCUCC